This is a messenger RNA of Labeo rohita (rohu), 1439 nucleotides long. It is a transcript of the gene tmem275a, whose product is annotated as transmembrane protein 275a. Lineage: Eukaryota; Metazoa; Chordata; Actinopteri; Cypriniformes; Cyprinidae. Bases 522 to 1166 code for a protein of 214 amino acids. The record is from RefSeq and is a predicted model, not a curated record. The transcript is spliced from 2 exons.
CAUGCCAACCAGCUCAUUCACACCACUACACUGAUCAACACAGGGCUUCUGUGCAACCUGUUACUGCCAACACAAAAGGGUAUUAUUACAACACUUGAUGCUUACUAUCAUUUGGCUUUGUAAAAGAAAAGCAGUCGUUUAUUGUGAGAAAUCCUGUCACUCAGAAUCUGAGACUCGAAUCCAGCGUGUGGAGCGCGACUGACGUGUAUUGAGUGACAGUAUAGUGUUGAUCUUAUUAUGAGUCGGGCAGCGGUGACAACGGAACCCCGGGUGAAAGACAUUGCAUUUUUUAGGACGGCAUUUUCGACUUAAAAGGAAACGACAGAUUUUGCACGUACCCGGAGACCUCCAUCAUCAAGCCUUUGUAAUUCCUCUGGACGUCGACUAAGCGGUUGCAUCCAUAGUAUGUGAAGCAAGCACUCCUGAAGAAGCAAUGUUUUUUUCCUACAGUUUGCUGAUAAGGACAGGGCAGGUGUGAGUGGGGUUGUGGCAGCAACGCUGUAACCGUGACCCUCGCCAAUAUGGUUUGCAGCGAACAGAGUUCUGGCACAUCAGUGCCCAAAAAGGAAACGCAGACCCGCAAAAAACGGAAAUCUCGUCCUCAGAGUCUGCCUUCUCCAGCCCUCUGCUGCGCAUGUGGAUUGUGCAUUAUGUUAGCAGGCAUCAACAUCACCCUAGUGGGCGCCUUCGCUUUCACCACGCUUGUGCCCUCUAGCAAUCCCCCGAUCAUCAUCGGACCUAUACUCCUGCUGGUGGCGUUCUCCUUCUUCGGGGCUUGUUGCAUCUGCAGUCGCUUGCCUCCACCUCAAAGCUCUCGGCGGUCCAAAGGAGGUGGUGGUUUGGGAUUCAUGGGUCGUGGCGGAGGAGGGUUGAGUGGAGGGGCGGCGUUUGAGAUUGAGACCAGUGAACACACGAUGCAGGACACCACAGCCGUGCAGCUGAGCCCUACCAACUCGCCCUGCUCCUCUCGUGCCUCCAGUCCCGAAAGAGAGGCUCCCGCGACCGCCGCCAACGCCACCGUUCCCGCCCCAGAGUACGUCCCUCCACGAGCCUGCAAGCUCUUCACUAUGGAGGCCAAUGGACCCAACUCAGCAGCCUUUUCUGCUUCUACAGGGGGUGGAGGGGCGGUCCGGCUCACUUUGCCCUCAGACUGUGCCGCCACUUAAGGCUGCCAGUUUAGGUCGCUCUCUAGAGAAGGGCUGGUAUUACGUUAUGUAAAUAGCUUUUCAGAGGGGAAGACAAGCACUUUGUGUGAAGAAUUCAUUUGAUUAUCACAGCUGGCUUGUGCCACGAGGUGCAAUAACAAUUGAAAUGUUUGCAUAAAUUCAGCGGGUCGAUUUUUGGAAUCUGCGAGGCCCAUGUGCUCCCAAUAAAAACGACAAAGGUAUGUGAGAAGCAUACGAAGAGCUUUCGCGUUCUCUUAUGCUCCCAUAUCCAAA